ACGGGACCUGUUUCAGAUAUGCUGCUCCACAAGUGCUGCACAGUGAAGCAUCUCGUGCAUUUAACCAGACGUGACCAUGUCCGCAUCGAAAAGAAUAUCGCUCGCCGAAAUAUAUUCGUGAAAUAGUACGCCGAUUCCGUGCAGUACUGGCUGUGUUGCCCGCGAUACCAACCGCCUGUACCAAAGGUGCCGCGGCCCGUUGUCGCGGCGGCGCUCUCCUGCUCGAGCGGCCAGAUGGAAUCUGCGCGGUCACGUGCUCUCCGGAUGCGGGGGAUCAUCCAGGCAAAGAUGGACGACGAUACGUGAAGAGGCGCCGGCGAGCUCCUUUAACACGAAUGUUUUUUCCCCAACAUUCCCAUUGUUUUCUCUUCCACAUCCUGGUUACUGCUUGGUAGAACGUACGUUAAAUCACCCUGCAACGAAAACGUCCUAGGUUUUUAUUGCAAGAUUCAGUCGGUAUGCCGAAACGGAAACUAGAAGAGGAUCAACAUGAACCCGACGAGCUGUCAGUGCCUCUGCCGAUACAAACAUUUCUCUGGCGACAGACAAGCCCAUUCAUACGUCCAAAAAUUGGCAAAGCCCAUGACGCAUCAGCGAUGGAGCAAAGAGAAGCAUGCAAAUCCUUUGAGAAAGUAUUGGUGCAAAAUAUUCAGUUCGGCUUAUCACCCAGUUUGACUGUUGCUAUCAAGAGCAUCAAGAGGUGGCGCUUGGUACGGGCAGCUCUGCCUCAUGUGAUGCAUUGCUGUGCUGCCCUGCUGUACGCAAGAAAGGAAAGCUGCUUGGAGAAGCUAGGAGCAGCAGAGACCAAGCUACUAUACACUCUUCACUGGAUCCUGCUGGAUGCUGCUGAAGAGUGUACCGAUGCUGAGCACAGUCAGACUGGCCAGCUGCCUGAUAAGAGCCAGUACAUCUUCCCAAUCACCGUCAUCCAGGUCUUUGUAUACCUGUUUGCCCCACUAAUUCCAUUCCUGAAGCAGUCAGAUUUUGUGGGGAGUUUCCGGUUGGAAAAUGGAGUUCGCAUCUGGGAGCCUUUGUGGGAGCACCGACACCCUGCUGUUUCCUGCUUCACUGCCCCUGUGCAGCCGCACGGUCAUGCCAUGCGUGCUGCGCGCAGGGCUGACUUCGACCUUCGACGACACGAAUAUGGCGAUGUAUUCAUUGGGGGAGCCCCCGCGAAACUUCGCAAGCAAGAAUCGGUGAAAACAGGCACGAAUGAAAACGAGGGUAGUGACCAUGGCUCUCCUGACAUCAUGCUGACAAGCAGAGCGUCGUCAGCAUCUGCAAUUAAAGAAGCUACUGACCCUGAAGUGAAUGUGCCUGUGGUGAAAGAAAGUGAGCCAAAAGUAACAAUCUUGGAAGGGUGUCGUCCAAGCCCAUCAAAGUCUCAGGGGGAAUUGGCCGCGAGACCAGCUCCAAAGGCAGAUGAUGGAGUUAAGAAAGAGGCACUGACUGAUAUUUGUAUGGCCACCUACCUUGAUGUGUCUGUUAUGAGGUGCCUUUUCAUCUCCCACUGGCUGGAAGAAGGUGUGCAUUGGGCCUUGCAGUUUCUUCUAAACAGGUUGCAGGGCAUAGCAGAGGAACAGGCACGUGAGGUGCGCCCGCGCAAGCGGAGCAGUUCAUUGCCUGUGCCACGACCAGAGCCCCCACCACCGCCUUCUCCAAAGCAGCGGGAGCAGCCAGCGCCACCAUCCACACCUCGUCCCCUGGGCAGCUAUGUGGCUUUGGGCAGAGACUCGUGCCCAAGCCCGUUUCUGCGUGGCCUGCCCCUGAUGCACGGCCAGGGGGGGGCUGGUGGUGGCGGUCCACCAAGCCACCACACGAGCAUGCAAGAGCUGCGGCAGCAACAGCAGCCACCGCCACAGCCGUUUCCUCUUCGCUGCAUGGCAUCCCCGGACUUGCGCCGGAACAAACGCCUCAAUCGAGGUGACCUGCGAGCUUUUGUGGAAGAGGGGCUGCGUCUCUCGGAGCGCAUCCUGGACCGCCUGGGCCGGGAUGACGACAACGGUAGCAGCAACGUUGGGAACCACCACCAGCACCCAACCAUCGAGGUGGCAGUAGUGGGUGCUGGUGGAAGCAGCAGCACCACCACCACCACAACAACCAACAACAACAACACCCCUGUCACUUGUACCGUGGAGGAGCCUCCAAGCUGGUCUGAGCACCCUCAGCCAACUGACAGCCAUUCCUCAGCACGUUCAGUCGCAGUUCCACGGCUGCUUCCCCCGCGCCCCAGCUCGGCGCUGGGCCUCCUGAGGGACCCCGAUGAUGAAGAACAUGUAUGCUCUCCCAGAUUCUCGGCGGCAGCAUUCUUCUCAAAGUCGGAGAUGGUACGUGGCAAAAGCCUGCCCAGCAUCCACAUUGAGGAGCCACCUGGCUCCAGGGAGCCGGUUGCCAUGGCGACCAUUGCAGUACCGACCAGGGAACCCCCUGGGGCACCGCGUAAACUUCCUGCGGUGCACACGCACAGUGUGCCCAACCCGAUCAUCACGGUUACUGAGCACUCCCCUGUUGCAUCCAUCCAAUUCUUCAUCAACCAGGACUCAGCUGAGAGCCCAAAAGAGGAGACUCCUCCGAGCCCAAUUUUCAUGCCACUCUGCCAUCAGCUUUCUAUAACACGAAGCCAAACUGACUCCAACAUAAUUUACAGCAGUGAUGAUUUCAAUGAAGCAUCUGGCUCAACUCACUAUAUUACUCCCGAUGGCAGAAUUAAUCUUUCUGUAGUGCUAAAGGCUGUCCAUGCUGUCACCUUGCGAGACACCAGCUGCUCCCUUCGAGUGUGUGGAGUUGUGGUGAGCAUCGUGGAGCUGCUUCUUAAUCUGGGUGUGCUGCCCAAGAAAGUGGGUCGACCCGAUGAAGCAACUGACCCCUGGGGACUGGAUGACUUCAAGCAAAGCAGAGCUGAAGCGGAGAAGCGUAGUGAUGAGCUCUCCACACACAACCUCUUUGUGGACAGCAUCAUCAGAGUGAUCAAGCACCUUGGCUGUCCUCAUGGCUGCGGAGAAGGUCACCGGUCAUCAGCUGCAGAAACUGUACGCCGCCAGGCCUAUGCCUGCCUGCUUCGAUUGCACCGUGCAGACGAGGCCCAGUUUCGAAGGUUCCUUCGGGAACUCGUGCGGGAGCGCUCAUUGGCAGAAGUGUUGGAUGUCUAUCAUGCGUUCAUGGGCUUCUGUGCUGAGACUGGAUCGCUGCUAUCACCUAUAACUCAGAAGAGAACCAGUACAACAAGCAGCCAGGACGGCAGUGUGCACAGUGGGUAUGCUAACAACUUUGGAGCUGGUCCAGGUGGGAUCUCUGGUAAAGGCAUUGAAGGUGUGAUUGUGACCUGCACAUUCAAAGCUCUGGUCACACGUCUGGCCAAGUGCAGUCGUGAGCUCAAGAGCCAAGAAAACAUGUCCUUAUACUGUGAUCUGCGUCAGCUGAUAAGCUACGUUCAUGACAACCACGGAGGCAUAUUUCGAAGAGUGGCCUUAAGUGGGAUGCUUGAUUCUGCAGACCGUCCAAAUAAAAAGAAGAAUUAUGUACCGGGAACAAGAAUUGUCAGGCAUGCAAAGUCAAUGGAACAUGAAGAGUUGAAGGACCCACUGUUUUCAUCAAAUGUUUUUAUUAUCGAUGAGACAGCUGUUGAGAAGAGCAGCCGAAAGUCUUUCUUUAGGAAAAGAGGUGUGAGAAAAGUCCCCAGUGCUCAGAGCAUCAUGGAUGAGAAGGAGGAUGUCUCGGCAUGCCCAAGCCCAGCGCCAGGCCAGACGACACCCUCGUUUCCUCGUCAGCACAGGGCCCUGACUCCUAGGCUUAGCUUGUCGGAGGGAGAUAAUAUCUCCCUCACUCCUAAGCACAGCAAGGGCUCUAAGUUUCCACUGGUGGGAUGGCUGAAAGGAGAUCGAAAAAGCGAUACAGGAGAAGAAGAGUGUGGGAGCUCUCCCGGAGGUGUCGGUCUGGACACAUCACCAAACACAGCCGAACGUCUCAUUCGACGUUCGAGUGGCAUGAACCGCACACCCAAGAUGCCACCCAAGUCUGCCAGUCACAUGAGCCUGACAUUUUUACGUGCUCGCCGCCGUAUGGAAGACCAGUUGACCAAGCUGGGCUUUGGUCGGAGUAAGAGCAAGCAUGGCAGCUUCGAAGAGCCCCCUGAUCUCAGCAGACGAAAUUCUUUUGACCUGGACCACAGUCAGCGAGAUGGUGAGAUGCUUAUCAUGAAAGAGAGCAAACUUGUUAACUCCAGGCUAGUCUACGAUGGCAUGCUUCGAUUUGCCUUUCUACAAGAGGUUUGCCAGCCUGGAACGGUUCCUGACUCCCCUUUACUGGCUGCAGCAUUAGAUCUGAAAGCACCGGUUGUGUCCCGCGCAGCCCUGUUCUUGGAGUGUGCUCACUUUGUGCACCGCUGCAACAAGGGCCAGUGGCCCACAUGGAUGAAGCUAAAUCUGCCAGUGUUUCGACCUUCUGGCCCGUUAGCAAAUCGUGGCACACCAUCAGGCAUGCAUCGCAUUCACAUCCUGCAGCGAGCUGCUGGAAAACUCUUCUUUCAGUGGGCUGAGGCAAUUGGGGCCAGGCUUGAAGAGAUGCUUCAGGGUGAGACUCAUGACCCCUUGGAAGUUGCUGCCAUCGCAGCCGACGAACAAAAGCGCCGGCAGUGCAGAAUGGAAGAUGAAGAAGAAGACUUUUUGGAUGAAGCAAGCAUCAACCCUUCAGGAAAUGUCUGCCCUUUUGCGCUCAAGAUGGCAGCUUGCCAGCUGCUUCUGGAGAUAACAGCCUUCCUGCGAGAGACAUACCAGCUGCUGCCACAGAAAUCAGCCCGUACGUCGGCUCGUGACCGGCCCACCUUUGAGCCUCGUAGUGUCAACGCUAACCGUCGCUGGAGCAUGGCCCUGAGCACACUAGGGGUCAGCCAGACUUCGGCCCACAGCCUGGUUUCGCUGGCUGAGCAAACCCACCCAGUUGUGGUAGGAGAAAGAAGAAUUAGUUUUGUGCUGCAUGAGGCAGAUGCUGAAGGAGAGUCGGAGAACAGCAGUAACAACACUGUGAAUGUUCAGGAGGAGCUCAUUCUUCCGGAUGAGAAGCGAGGCCGCCGUAUUGCCCAAGGGAGGCCUCACCUGCUGCGCAGGACGGGAGGCUCCACGGCUGGCCAUAACUCCAGCUUUAAGCGCUGCAGCCUCAAACUGAAAAAGCCUGGCGACCGCAAGUCCCGGGCACGGUCCUCCACAUUUGCCGAAGAUGAAGAGGAGGGAGGUUUACGCAGAACGGAGAGCAUAAAGUCCCGGCGCAAGGUGAGCGCGGUCUCGGACCGCAGUGACACGAGCGAGCGGGCAGACGUGAGUGGGGAGGAGUCGCCUGGCGUGCUCAGCGACGAGCCGGCACCAGAGAGCCCCGUGGACCUGCUGGACGCAGACGACGCCACCAUCAUCGCCACCCGCAUGCCCUGGCUCAAGGUCAUCGUCCAACUCUGCGGCACCUUGCACUUUACCUGCACGCACCAGCAGUUUUGCCAUCACACCUGCUACAGGAGGCAGAUGAGGGCCUGCAAUCGGCUUGCAAAGAGUGUCCGAAAGGUCUAUGGAGAUGACUUUGGACUUAUCCAAGAUAUGGGCAAGCAACAGGAAGACAAGGAGGGUGGAAAAAAGGACAAGAAGUUCAAGAAGAUUAUCACAGGGCCGAGCUCUCCGUUGAAACGCAAGGCGAGCCUGGCGCACAAUCUGGAGAAGCUGGAGAAGGCACUGGAUGGGGCGCGCUCGCUGCACAGCAGUGCCACCUGUCUGGUUCACGACGUCGAAGGCGGCCUGCCACCCGAGACGAAGCCCCAGUCUCUACCCCAGUCCGGCAAAGGCAAGGGCGCCACUCCAGCCAAGGAGGAACAUCCCAUGCUCAAAUACCUCAAGACACAGGUGAUGAGCCUGUUUCACAGUCCUUUGUCGAUGCUUAUAAAGGGCACUGUUGUGGCGACCGAAGAAACUUUCAUUGAAGCAAUGCCCAUUGCCUGGGAGCUGCUUCUGGAGAAUGACCAACAAUUGAGUGCUGUGGCAGCUGUCGUAUUUAUCCUUGCUGCUGUGAAGGCUCCUGAGCAUGCAUCAGAGCUCUUAGGUCGAGAACUUAAGAGUGAAGACACCACCCAGAAGACCAAUGCCCUUCUGAGGUUCCAGGCACUUUGGAAAUUUCGUUAUCAAUGCUGGCUGAGGAUGGAAGAGGCUGCACACCUAGUUUUCAAGGUGCCACCUCCGACCAUUGAGUUCACCCUUCCCAGCCCACGCAUUGCCCUUGACUGUGCACCCGUGGCUGAUCCUCCCUGGAUGCCUCAAGUUAAGACUAAAGUGGAAGAAGUUACCAUCAAUCAGGACCAAUCUCGAUCAUUUGUAACAGCGACUCAGACUCGCCGCAAGCAGCAGAUGGAGCUCAUCCACCGAGCACUUCAGGCCGAAGAAGAGAAGAAAUGCAAUGAGAGGGAAAAUUUUCACAUCUCCUCUGUUGCUGUCAAUGUACUUUCAGCCUAUGAACCUGCUCUGUUCCAUGCUGUUGACGAGCACGAAGAGGGAGAUGAAGAUCAGACAGCUGAACGGUUAUCUGCUCAUCCUAUACAAGUGGCACACGCCUUGUUUCCAUCGUGUCUCUGUUCAGCAGCAGUGUAUAUUAUCAACCUGUUGAAUGAUGCCGAGGUCAGCUCUGAUGGAGUUGCAGUGUACGAAGUGGCCUACAAAGUGAUUUGGAACUGCCUGGUGGAAGAUACGGCACUGUUCCUGCGUCACUUUUUGGAGAGGCUGACCCGCGAGAAACCAGAUUCUGUGAUCCAAAUUCUGCGACGUCUGCUGCGCUUUGUGCCUCGGCUACCAACACAAGCAGCACACACACUCUACAACUACCUGGUUGGCUACAUUAUGUUUUACAUUCGAGCUCCUGUGGAAGGUGGAACAGAGCUGAUUGCCAAUGCUAUUUCAAUACUUUGGCUGGUUGUACCCAGUGUUCAUGGACUCUACUUGAAAGACCUCAAGCAAGUGCUGAGAAAAGAGCAGUGCGAUGCUACCUUAUUGAUCACGGCAAAUGUUCCAAGUGCCAAGAAGAUUAUUGUGCAUGGACCUGAUGCAGGUGGCAUCCCGUCACAAUUUCCAAUUCAUGAGGACACCCAGUUCCUUCAUAUUCUUCAAGACAGUCUUGAUUUUUUUGGUAUUGAAGAGAAUCAGCAUAACUGCUACUUCCUUGUUGAUACAAAGACAAACCAGAUGCACAAUCCAAGUGCAUUUGUCCGAGACUUCUAUUUCUUCAAGCGGUCCCAGUAUCCUCAGUUAUCAUUGGUGAAAAUGGACCCUGAUGAAGCCUUUGAAGCAGGGCAGCAGGAGGCAUUCUAUCUGCAUUUCAUCGAAGUUGGGAAGGUCCUGAUGAGUCUGGCCAUUCUACGAACCAGCCAUCAGCUCGCUCCCAGAGUUCUAUUUCUACAUGAUGAGCUGACCAAGUUACCAUCAUUUCCCCGCAAAGCUCUUGAGGCUGACUUUGAGCUCUACACCGGCAAGUCUGGAAAAGAACUUUUAGGGAUGGACACACUGCACAAAAUGGUGUGGGUCAAAUUAAUGGCCCGAAUGUUUGAAGCCAUGGCUGGAUUUUUUGCCCAUUCAUCAGACAUCCAUUUGUUUCUGAAUGUUCUGAAUGGAGCUCUCGUUCUACACCCUGAAGAUGCCAGCAUUCUGCGUCUCUGCAUGGCUACCUACAUCAAUGCUGCGCACCAAUUCAGGAACAUCUUUGCUUCUAAUGGGUACCUCCUGAUCAUGCCAACAAUCUUGCAAAUCUAUUCCAACCAUCAGACUAAUGGCUUGCUCUGUAGAACUGUCGAGUUCAUCUGCAAGCAAUUUUAUAUCAUGCACAGAAAGCCAUUUAUACUUCAGAUGUUUGGCAGCGUGGCUCCUCUCCUUGACCUUGAUGUCAACAGCAACUACGGAGAUGCGAACAAGAUGCAGCCCAAGGCAUUCUUCCAACUGCUGCAGUCUCUUGCACAGUACAUUGUCGACCCACUGGACAUUUUGGAACUGGUUGAUGCAGAGAAGCCACUGAGGGCGCUUGACUUUUGCUACCAGAUGGACCCCGACACCUUGACCAUACUGGAUGCCAUUUCACUUAGUGUCACAGUUGUUUCAUAUGCUUCUGACUCGCACAGGGGCCACCAGAUGCUGACUAUCUUGGAGGCGGUGCUGCCUUUCUACCUACAGCACCUGCAGUCCUUGACCACCAAGAGAGAAACUCCUGGGGGGCCACGAGCUGAGCUGCAGAUGAUUCACAAUGUGUCUGUUUGCAUGAAGACCCUGAUCAGCAAUUGUGAGGCUUUGACCAGAAAUUACACAGGACCUCAAAAAGCGAUUGACUUGAGGGGUUCUAGCAUCAAGAAUGCCUCACGAGGUGCUUGUUCGCCUCCUUUCGAAGUUGAGGAAGACCUGCCUUCAAGGUUUGUGAACGAGACGCUGUAUGGGUCGAGGAAGCCAGGUGUAACUCACUAUGAACGGGAUGACGAGGACAGUGAUCUUCUGCGACUUGAGUUCCGGCAGCCACGGGACACACUGUUAUCAGUGGUGGCAGAAUUCCUUACUAAGUGCUCAGCUCGCCUGGCUGAUCUGAGCAAGAAGAUCCCUGACUUGCCCAGCAAGGCUACCGAGCUCCUGGAUGUCAAGUGCCACUUGCGUCUGGCGGAAGUGGCUCACAGCCUGCUCAAGAUGGCACCAUAUGACCCCCAGACCAUGGCAUGCCGAGGCUUGCGCCGCUACCUCAAUGAGGUGCUGCCACAGUCAGAGUGGGCACAAGAGGCUAUGAGGCCUGCUCUUAUCAUGGUCAUCCGUCGCCUUGACAAGACCUUUACCAAGAUUGCCAAGAAGCCUGCCAUACGGAGACUUGUUGAUUGGGAUGCAGCUCGAAAUCUGUUAAAAGGUGUCUACAUGACACUUUACAAGCAUCCAUACAUAGCUCACCUGCCUCAUCUAAAGUCACUGGUUGCCAUCUGCCAGAGCAUCAUAGUGGGCGAUCAGAAUGCUUCUCUAGUAGCUGAGAGCAGCGGAAAUGUUUCAGUCUCAGCUGCAGCUCUGGCCCAGUCUCCACCACCAGGCUUCUGCUCGGUGGCUGUGCGACUUGUGACCAUGCAAAUGGUUGCACUUGGGGACUCAUUCUCCCUGGAGAGCAUCUGUGGAGGCUCAUCAGUUCUGACAAGCGCCGACAAGACAGAAAUCUUUUUGAUGAACUUCAUCCUUCCUCUCUGCGUCAGGGUCAGCAGUGGAGUAAAAGAUGUACCCAAGAUGCGUCAGAUGGACAUCUCCUUUGCUUUGACCGUGGUGUUGAAUGCCUUGUCUCCUCCUGGAGCCCACAAGCACCAUCCAUCCAGUGCUGUGGGAAAGCCACCAUCAGAGGCUCAGCAGAACACUGCUUCGACACGCGAGAAGUCUUCUAGUGCUGUUAGAAGCUCAUUGUACCAAAUCGGAUUUCUUGGACUGAAAAUAUUGAUUGUGUGUUAUGAGAGACAACUUUUAAGUGACUGGCACCGGAUUGCUCGAUGCAUUCGCGAGCUGGGAAACAGGCUGCAAGGUGGUCUUGCUCUUUGGAGCUUUCUUGACUUUGUUGUUACUCACCGCACACCUCUUUACGUGCUACUGUUUCCACUGAUUAAAUACAAGAUCUUGCAGACCAUUUGCGACAAUGAGCAGGAGUACUACUACCAGCAGCUCAUCAGAGAUAAGAUCAAAGGAAUAAAUCUGCCAACUCCUAAAAGCUUUGGCUGCAUGUUUGUCGACCUUGUGAAUGAACUGAAGACAUUGAAGGAGGACCUUGUUGCCUGGAAACUCGGAGGAGAACUGGAGCGUGGAAAGCCAUCUGCAGAAGGCCAUGGUGGUGAGAUGUCCCAGUCAGUCAGCUUCACACGUACCAUGGUCCCAGGCGGUGCCCACCGGCCCAGCUUCACCGAACUUACUCCUGACCAUCAGAGCAUCACUCGACUUGGUCGACCACCGGGCAUGGGCUUGGCUGAAUCAGAAGAAGGUGCUGUUGGGCCGGUGUCAGCAGGAAGCACAGCUCCAAGACCUCUGCCUAUCAUGCGCUCCGAGUCGCAGCGAGAACCUCAUCGGGAGAGCCAGCAACAGCGUGACUCACACCGGGGUCUCAGCAUACGACUUCAAUCACGCGAGGGCAACAGCCGGAGAGUAAUGCAACGCUUCCUAAGGAGAACCAGCUAUCCAGAGGAGGAGGGACCUACCCAAGUAUAUCGACCAAUGGAAGCCCUGGACAUGGAGCAUUCUGCAUCAUCUGAGCCUCGCUUGUUCAGAAAGUCCACACUCCUCAUCAAAAAGAAAGGCAGCAAGAAGAGCACUGGUAGCAGCAGCCUAACCUCUGUAGGGGUUGCUGAGAGUGGCGCGGCUACUGACGACGAAACUUUACAGGACAGUCUCCCAGAAGGCGUAGACUCGACUGGAGAGGGUCCGCCGACCCCGACUGCCUCUAGACCUCAGUCUCCCGAGACUGGAGAGCCACAGCGGCCAAGGCACCGGCUUCAACGUCAGAAGGCUCAGAGCCGCAAGACAUUCAGGUUUGGAAAAUCACGCCGGGGAGCUGGCUGGGCAGCGGCUGAGGUAGGAAUUGCCACGGCUGACGAUGCGCCACCCCCAACAGUGGCCGAGGAGGAGCCCGAAGGCAGGCCUCGACCCACUCGGGCGUCCUCCAUUCAUGGUCUGCCCGCCAGUGCAGUGGGUGCUCUUGCAUCCUUUGCCAGUGAGCACAGGGCAGAGGAUCGGUCAGUUAAGGAUUGAGAGUUUUUGUGUUGGAACGAAUUCUGUGGCUUGCCAUGAUUUGAGAGUAUGGUCAGCUUAAGUUCAUCUGAAAGCUUUCGAGCUACUACUAAUAAUGCAGCGCAGCUGUUGCCAUAUUGCUUCCUGCACUGUGUGUCAAAUACACAAAGAAAAGCUGAAUGGCUGAGGCUUGGAACCUAGAGGAAGAAGUAUGUAAAGUAUUUUUAAGGGAGCACAUUAUAAACCUAAUACAGGCUGCUGUCACGCUAGCUUGUGUAGGAAACCGAUUGUUUUUUGAUUGUCCAUGUUGGAAUAGCAAUAGGAGAUGUAAAGCAAAUGGAAUGGGCCUAACACUGUUAUGUAUAGCUCCUGUGUUGUGGCUUCUAUUGAUGAAAAUUGAUGCUGGCAGUUCAUUCCUUUUGUGUGUUUUUAGAUGCUUUCAGUGGGAGUACUCUGGCCAUACGCUAACUGCGAUUUUACAGUAUUUGAGUUCAUUGCUUUAUUUGCUUGAGAAUGGAGUGAAGCUUUGGAAAUGACAGAAGUACCAUAGUAUGUGCAUUGUGGCAACACAGUGCGUAAAGUGCUCCUCUGCCAAGCUGAAAACAUUGCUACAAUCUUGCUUGCUAUAUAGCCUUGUUUUGACAGGAACUCAGGGAAAUGGUCCCCGUUGCAUUAGCAGAUUAGCAUUUGUCAUGGUAGUGUAGGUUGUCCGUGUUAUUCUGGGAUGACACUGUACGAUAGGUUAAGACUUGAAAUCUUGCUGUGCUAAAGGGUAUGCAGACAAGAGUUGAAGAAUGCAUUGAAAAGAAUUAGAAAGUACCAGUGCUUAUGAAAGCUUCACCUCGCCUGAUGAGCCACGCAGUAACCUUGAAGUUGCUUCUGUGUUCUGUAAAGGGUUUGUGUGUGAGGACAGUGCAGGAAACAGAUACUUUUGAAAGGCUUUGAGGCUAGAAAGCUCUCUUCUAAUGUGAAAGGCCUUGCAGUGAUACUGUGUAUCCAUAUAAUGCCUAGAAUUUAGUCUGAAGCACUUGCUGGCACUGUGUAGUGUUGAAAGUUUUGUAAAACGCUACAGGUGAAGCUCUUGCUUCACUUGCUGGAAGCUUCAUGAUUUCUUUUGUCCAGUGUCGACAAGGGAAAACACAAAAGUGGUCAAUGAAAGCACCAUUUUAUUUGUGCUUUUGACCUGUGGAGUUCCCUUCAGAAGAGAGCACCGUGAACACCAGAAAAAUUAGGCUGACACGGCACAGCAGCCUAAGAAUAUAUGAUGCCAUAAAUUAGCAGCAUCACACGUACAAAGACAAAGCAUAAGUGACAUAUAAUAAAUCUGGAGGAUUUGAAUAGUAAACAGGGCGAGUCAAAUACCAUAAUUUAAUAUGUGCUAACUUACCCGAUUUGCGAUCCUCACCUCUAUUGUGCCAUCUUCAUAUGGCGAAUCAGUUCUGCAGAAGCGUGCAUGGUGGAGAAAAGUUCAUAAAAGCGACAGUUGUCAUCUGUCCAUCUGUAGCAUGAACCUACAAAGGAUACCCCAUCUUUAAAAGAUAUGAUACGAUGCCAUCACUAAAAUAUUCCAAACAGUGCAAACAAGCCAGGUACAAAGGACACACUAGCACUGACUCCCAACUAAAUAUUUCAUAGAAAAUAACAAGCAUAUAUAAAGGGAAAGCCAAGAGGAUAAAAAUGAAAGCCAGACCAGGCUCACACAUGCACAGGCUAGUGGGCGUGGUUUUAAGAAUGAUCAUCACUACUCAUGCAAAUAACGGAAUUUUUUAACGGAGAAGUUCUGGCGAUUGACUAACGUGCUUUUCACUAAUUCUUAUGUUGUAUGCCUUGGCUAUGUUCUAGGUCAACUGCAUUCUCCCUGAAUAGAGGAAUGCAACCACAUGACUUUCAGUAUAGAGUUCAGCUCUAGUUUCCUUCAGGGAAAGCUCAUGUUCCCCAAGACGGGUGUUAUGUUUCUCAAUGUGUACUGUGUACAGCCAUCCCCUUUGUCCUUGUUUUUAUUUGUAUGGUUUUGUACCCUUAAAGUUGACGUUAACUUGUUCAGUUGGCCAUCUUGCUUCAUGGUAUGAAAUUUAUCAAACCUUAAAAGUUCUCCUCACUAAAUGAAAUUUACUUUUUCAAAUGGUGCAAACAUGUUGCAGGGACAGUGCUGCUUCAAGUUUUCAAGUUCCAUGUUUUACUCUUUUAUUGGAAACAAAGGAACAAGAUCAAUUUAGGUUAUGACGCAUGCCAAUUCAUAAAAACAUAGAUUUGGUCAUAAAGGGCCCCUCACCAGGCCACAUAUAAAAUUUCAGUUAUAUGUUUGAUGUUGUUAAGUGCCCUGUAGGGAGCGUUCUACCACAAGGAUUUCAUAUUGGUUCAUUAAUAGCCGAGAUAAAAAAUAUUUUG
This is a messenger RNA of Dermacentor albipictus, 13121 nucleotides long. RefSeq names its product unc80, NALCN channel complex subunit (gene unc80). Lineage: Eukaryota; Metazoa; Arthropoda; Arachnida; Ixodida; Ixodidae. Gene Ontology annotation, biological process: monoatomic cation homeostasis. Gene Ontology annotation, cellular component: axon; cation channel complex. Gene Ontology annotation, molecular function: monoatomic cation channel activity. The record is from RefSeq and is a predicted model, not a curated record.